ACCCCAGACACCAUGGCCUGCUGCAACACCAGCUUCUGUGGAUUCCCCAGCUGCUCCGGCGGGACCUGUGGCUCCGGCUGCUGCCAGUCCACCUGCUGCCAGCCAACCUGCUGCCAGACCAGCUGUUGCCAGCCAGCCUGCUGUGGGACCGGGUGCGGGACCGGCUGUGGCACUGGCUGUGGCCAGGGUUGUGGCUGUGGAGCUGUGAGCUGCCGCACCAGGUGGUGCCGCCCUGACUGCCGCGUGGAGGACACCUGCCUGCCCCCCUGCUGCGUGACCAGCUGCACGCCCCCAACCUGCUGCCAGCUGCACCAUGCCCAGGCCUCCUGCUGCCGCCCGUCCUACUGUGGACAGUCCUGCUGCCGCCCUGCCUGCUGCUGCUACUGCUGUGAGCCCACCGGCUGCCAGCUCACCUGUUGUGAGCCCACCUGCUAAAAAGCCAAGUUGCUGAUUUUCAACCUGAAGUCUCAUCUUCCAACUUAAGCCAUGAACCGAUUACAUGUUCAACCACCCUUGGGCUGCUAACAAGUUCUCGAACUUUUAUUUGGCUUUUUUGUGGAGGUUACCAGAUAUGAGACGCACAGGCCUCUCUUCCUCACAAAGCUUGAUCUCCCCACGGAGGCUGCAAAACACAAGUUGGACUGAAGAAACAGGAAAACCAAUUUGUGCUGGGAUUGACCUUCGGCGACCGU
Molecule: messenger RNA, 692 nt
Organism: Phyllostomus discolor (pale spear-nosed bat)
Lineage: Eukaryota; Metazoa; Chordata; Mammalia; Chiroptera; Phyllostomidae
Product: keratin-associated protein 9-3-like
Exons: 1
Coding region: 13-435 (140 amino acids)
Cellular component (GO): keratin filament
Source: RefSeq, a predicted model, not a curated record